GUGACGCAAAGUAGGCCACAGUCUCCUGGCUGAACACGAGACAAACAUGGAGUCCACACCGCCUCUUGAAAACAAGGCUAAAGAAGAGAAGUCUAAGCUAGGAAAUCUAAUCAAGGUCAACAUUGUGUUUCUUGUUUACCAGCUGUCUGUCAAUGUCCAUGAUCCAGUGUUAACACAAUACCUUUACCAGAGGUACUCGGACGAGGUGUUCGGCAACAGCACAAAGUCAGCCAGUACUGCUAAUCAAACGUCCAAGUGUUACGUCAAUGAGUCGGAUCCAGGAUACCUGUUACAGGAAAGGGUUCAGGUUCUUACUUCCAACUGUCAGACAAUACUCACAGCUAUCGGAAACUCUACAGCGUUAAUUAGCUGUAUGUUCUUGGGGGCGUAUUCUGAUUUUCUUGGUCGACGAUUUCUCUUCAUAUUACCUUUAGUCGGCCAGAUUCUGAAGAAUGUAUUGACGAUAUUUGUUAUUUACUGGAUUCUGGAUCUGAAAUACCUGUACGUUAGCGAGGUGAUUGAAGGUGUUUCGGGAGGAUAUAAUGGUGUGAUUCUGGCUACCUAUGCCUACACGGCUGACAACACACCACCUAAGAACUCACGGACAGUUGGCAUCGCUGUGCUAGAUUUUACCACCUACCUAGCAGCCGCAGUUUCCGAAGUUAUUACUGGAUACUUCAUCAAAUACCUAGGUUACCUCUACCCGUCCAUAACUACGACUUCGCUAAUGCUUCUGUCACUAAUUCUUGUCGUUGUUCUUCUUCCUGAAACUAUCAACAAAGACAGAAGAUCCCAGUACCCAUCUCCGGUGAAGGCGGUGAAAAAUGUUUUUGGAUUCUACUUUUCAAAAGAUUUUGGACAAACAAGAAGUCUUUUCUGGCUUUCGCUGACAGCGUAUUUCAUAACAUAUUUUAGUUUGAGUGGUGUCUUUUUUCUGGAGUAUCUUUUCCAGCUGAACCUGCCAUUCUGUUGGGGACCAGAGCUCAUCGGCUAUUUCAAUAUGGCGUUGGCCCUUUCCAGACAAAUUCUUGGGAUUCCAGUCAUCAAACUACUUCAUUUAUGCACCUCAGACGCAGGACUAUGUAUCAUAACAUCUGUCAUACUGGCCGUAUCCUACGUCCUAAAUGGUGUGGCCAACACUGACGUCAUGCUCUUCCUGUGUGUUUUGCCCAGUGGUAUUGCAGCUCCUUUGUUGCCAGCACUGCGGGCUAUCAUGUCACGGAUGGCCCCUCCUGAAAUGCAGGGAUCACUGUUUGCCGGUAUCGGACUUGUGAACAUCAUCUCAUCGGGUACUGGGAUGAUAAUUUUCAACGAGAUGUAUAAUGCCACUGUGAAGAUGCUCCGUGGAUUUGUCUUCUUCGCCGGUGCGGGAUGCCAACUGUUGUGUGCAGUUAUCAUAGUAGUGUUCUUGUGUAUCUCCCGCCGCAGGAGUGUAACUGAUACCUCCACUUUUGGCCUCAAUGACUGAACGCCAGGCCUCAUCAUCUACCAACACAAGUCUGUCACCGACACGACCAUGUGGCUGUCACGCGACUCGCGUGCCGGGGGGUGUUAUGCAACAC
This is a messenger RNA of Haliotis rubra (blacklip abalone), 1562 nucleotides long. Its product is annotated as proton-coupled folate transporter-like. The record is from RefSeq and is a predicted model, not a curated record. NCBI's taxonomy places the organism in Eukaryota, Metazoa, Mollusca, Gastropoda, Lepetellida, Haliotidae. The transcript is spliced from 4 exons. Gene Ontology annotation, cellular component: membrane. Gene Ontology annotation, biological process: transmembrane transport. Gene Ontology annotation, molecular function: transmembrane transporter activity. The coding region runs from base 47 to 1468 and encodes 473 amino acids.